AUGUGGUGCAGAAAUACUUUCAUCAUCUGUUUCUCGAUGUUCCUCAUUCUUUGUCUCUACUGGGGCAUCGUAUUUCGUAUUGAAGAGAACCUCACCUCUCUCGUCUGUUUUGUUGUCGACUUUGAUGGCAAAUCCGCUCCCUACAGCGACAUCACGCCACUUGUAGGUCCGACAGUCAUCAAUUUAGCCAACGAGACACUAUGGAGCCCCAUACCUUCAAUCGGAUAUCAAAUACGCGACGCAAACGAGUUCGGAUUCGACCCAAUGAAAGUUCGCGAAGCGGUCUAUCACUUUAAAGCAUGGUCUGCAAUCAUCAUCAAUCCGAACGCAACAGCUCUUUUGCAAGAGGCAGUCUCAAUCGGCAACUCUUCAUACGACCCGACAGGCGCAGUCCAAAUCAUCACCAUGUCUGGCCGGGACUCGUUUAUGACGUACAGCUACAUCUUGCCAAGCCUGACCUCGUUCACGUCAAGUUUGACGGAAACGUUUGGCAAGACAUGGGGUGAUAUGAUCAUGGCCAAUGAGUCCCUGACAAAGGAGACUCUGCGGCAGGCUGCAAGCGCCGUCAAUCCCGGGGUGUCACCUUUGAUGCUGGACCUCCGACCGUUUGGACCGCCGGCGGCAAUUCCCGCAGUAACCUUUGGGCUAAGCUUUCUCAUUGCCCAUCUCGGCUUCACCUAUUACCUCGCCGAUGACAUGAAAUGCAUUGUGCCUGAGGGACAUCCUCCCGUGCACUACUGGCACUACGUCAUACGCAGAUACUUGUCGCUUAUGGCCGCCUAUUUCUUUCUCUCGCUCGUUUACUGUCUAAUCUCACUUGUCUUUCAAGUCCCCUUCUCCAAUCCGCCAGCUUCGGCGGUAGAGGUGGCCAAGAAUCCCAACGCGUACGGAAAAGCUUCAUUCAUCGUCUUCUGGCUGUUGAACUUUUUUGGUAUGGCGGCACUUGGAAUGGCCUGUGAGAAUAUGGCAAUGGUCAUCGGUCCACGAUGGGUCGGGUUGUGGCUAACGUUUUGGACUCUCACUAACACCUUGACCGGAUUUUGGCCUCCUGAUAUUGCGCCUGGAUUCUACCGGUGGGCGUACGCAUGGCCUUACCAUCAUGUGAUUGAAGGCAGCCGACAGAUCUUGUUUGACCUGCACUCGCGAAUCGGCCUCAACUUUGGCGUCUUGUUUGCGUGGGUGUCGGUUAACACAAUCUUGUUCGUGCCAGCAUGUUACAUCUUGAGAUGGAAAGAUGAAAAAGAGAUUCGUCGCAAGGAGACAAAACUCCCACACUUUCACUUGCACAGAUAUGACUUUGAGAAACAGAUUCCCAAGCAGCCGGGAGUUGAACCACCGAGACGGAAGAGGGGAUUUCUUCGAGCAUUGUGA
Colletotrichum phormii is the source of this 1371-nucleotide messenger RNA. Its product is annotated as MNNG and nitrosoguanidine resistance protein. Gene Ontology annotation, cellular component: membrane. The transcript is spliced from 3 exons. NCBI's taxonomy places the organism in Eukaryota, Fungi, Ascomycota, Sordariomycetes, Glomerellales, Glomerellaceae. The coding region runs from base 1 to 1371 and encodes 456 amino acids. The record is from RefSeq and is a predicted model, not a curated record.